Molecule: messenger RNA, 1454 nt
Organism: Hibiscus syriacus
Lineage: Eukaryota; Viridiplantae; Streptophyta; Magnoliopsida; Malvales; Malvaceae
Product: phloretin 4'-O-glucosyltransferase-like
Exons: 1
Coding region: 16-1416 (466 amino acids)
Molecular function (GO): UDP-glycosyltransferase activity
Source: RefSeq, a predicted model, not a curated record
GCCGCAUUCAUCACCAUGGCACAACCUCAAUUCGUCCUAGUAACGAUUCCUAUACAAGGCCAUAUAAACCCUGCCCUCCAAUUCGCCAAGCGUCUCAUACGUACCGGCGUGCGUGUCACAUUCGUCACCACCAUCUCAGCCAUCCGCCGCAUGACGAAAGUCCCCGCCGCUCAAGGCCUUUCAUUUUCACCCUUUUCCGAUGGCUACGACUACGGGGUUAAGCCCGGCGACGACCCUGUCAUUUACUUAACUGAAUUCAGACGUCGAAGCAAAGAAGCUCUCUCAGACCUCAUCAUAACUAAUGAAAACGAAGCCAAACCCGUCACCUGCAUCAUUUACACCUUGCUCCAACCUUGGGCGGCGGAGGUGGCGCGUGAAUAUCACAUCCCAUCGGCUCUCCUUUGGAUUCAACCCGCCACAGUCUUCGACCUCUACUAUUUUUACUUCAACGGAUACGAAUCCGCCAUUAAAGACCAAGCCGAUGAGUCCAACCCCGAGUGUCAGAUAAAACUACCAGGCCUGCCGCCACUCGCCGCCCGCGACCUUCCCUCGUUUUUCGCCUCUUCAAAUGUUUACCAGUGGGGACUCUCGACGUUCCAAGAGCAAAUGGAAGUUCUAGCUGAAGAACCCAACGCUAAAAUCCUCAUCAACACCUUCGAUUCUUUGGAACCCGAAGCAUUCAAAGCCAUCGACAAGUUCAAAAUGACAGCAGUCGGUCCCUUGAUCCCAUCUUCUUUUCUUAAAGAUCAAUUGGACAGUUCCUUAAGAAUUGAUCUUUUUCAAUGCGAUUCAAACGAGUAUCUCCGAUGGCUAGACUCGAAACCGAAAUCGAGUGUUGUUUACGUAUCGUUCGGAAGCAUGUCCGUGUUGGCCAAGGAACAAAUGGAGGAAAUCGCCCGAGCUUUGACAGCUAGCGGGCGGCCAUUCUUGUGGGUGGUGAGAAAUCGGAAAGAUAGAGGAGAAGAAGAGAUGGAAGAGGAUAAACUGAGUUUCAGGGAAGAGUUAGAGAAGCUUGGGAUGAUAGUCCCAUGGUGUUCACAAGUGAAAGUGCUGUCUCACCCGUCGUUGGGUUGCUUCGUGUCGCAUUGCGGGUGGAACUCGACGUUGGAGAGCUUGGUCGCCGGCGUGCCGGUGGUGGCGUUUCCUCAGUGGAACGAUCAAGGGACCAAUGCGAAGCUGAUCGAAGAUGUGUGGAAGUGUGGGGUGAGAGUGAGUGCUAAUGAAGAAGGGAUAGUGGAACGUGGCGAGAUCGUUAGGUGCUUGGAUUUGACGAUGGGCGAUGGAGAAAAAGGGAAGGAAGUGAGAAGGAAUGUUGUAAAAUGGAGAGACUUGGCGAGGGAGGCCGCCGUGGACGGUGGUUCCUUGGACAUGAACCUUAAGGCUUUCGUUGAUGAAGUUGCUCAAGGUUGCAAGUAAAAUUUAACUUGUAUUUCUAUUAUUAAAUUUGUGGUUUA